UUUGACAGAGAGCCCUGCUAGCUGUCGCGCACCGUAAUUCCCCAGCAUUUCAAACUAAGCAGCUAGCCGGUGAUCUUAUUUAACACAAGCGCUCUCCUCAGGGACAGUUUAGCUUCAGCAAGGAGCUCGCACUUACCGGUGGUUCGCAUCUGACUAAGGGACGUGACAAAGUACAAUAUGUCUAAAGACACGGAAGGGAAGAGCGAGGAGAUUAUGGACAUGGAGAGCAAGGUGCUGUGGUACCCGGACUCCAAGAAGAACACACAGAUGGACAAAUUUAGGAUACAGGUCAACAAGGACUACGGGCUUAAUCUGGCCAACUACAAUGACCUGUACCAGUGGUCGGUGGACAGCUACCCAGAUUUCUGGUCCGAAGUGUGGCGCUUCUGUGGAGUAGUGAGCUCAAAACCUUAUGAAGAGGUGGUGGAUGUAUCCAAACGGGUCUCAGAUGUGCCAGAGUGGUUUAAAGGAGCUCGGCUCAACUACGCUGAGAACUUGCUCAAACAUGCAGACCAGGACAAAGUAGCUCUCUAUGCUGCAAGUAAGUAUUGAAAGAAAUUGAUG
Notothenia coriiceps (black rockcod) is the source of this 564-nucleotide messenger RNA. Its product is annotated as acetoacetyl-CoA synthetase-like. Bases 178 to 552 code for a protein of 124 amino acids. Gene Ontology annotation, molecular function: acetoacetate-CoA ligase activity. The record is from RefSeq and is a predicted model, not a curated record. The transcript has 3 exons. Gene Ontology annotation, biological process: positive regulation of insulin secretion. NCBI's taxonomy places the organism in Eukaryota, Metazoa, Chordata, Actinopteri, Perciformes, Nototheniidae.